Molecule: messenger RNA, 720 nt
Organism: Haemonchus placei
Lineage: Eukaryota; Metazoa; Nematoda; Chromadorea; Rhabditida; Trichostrongylidae
Source: the annotation of a GenBank genome assembly
CCACUGACCCCGUUGACGUUCACCGCCCGUUCACCUUCUCGACAUGAAUGCGAGGUGACACCGAGGAGGGCGAAAUCGGUGGGACGAAUCAUCGAGCCGGAAAUGCUUGCCAGCAGUCGACGUAACUCGGCAAAUCUUUUUGCCUUGGAAAAAUCUCGUACGACGCAUUUUCACUUACCAUCGUACAAAUUCGCUCACGAGGAUUCGCGACCGAUCGUCUCUGAUUGCCGGCCAGGACUGCAGGGCACGUCCAGAUGCGGUGUCCGUUGUCUGCGUUGUGGCCUCCGUCGGAAGGAUCCAUCAUGGACAGAAAUUGAAGCCAUCGUCAAUUCUCUCGCUCCUUCACACGACCGGUCUUACAACAAUCAACGCCACAUUCAGUCUAAAAUUGCCCUUCGAUGUAUCACUGAAAAUUUGGACGACACUGCACAAGAAUUGUCCCAGUUCAUCCAACGACUCGAACAGUUCUGGAAUCGAUCCAGCAGCACACCCCAGCUCUCUGUUUGUGGCGAAGGCGGCUCAACUUCCACGACGGCAGAGGAUAUCGCUGAACUGAAACGCAUCUCAAAAGAAGAGCUACUCUAUCGUCAGAAAGCUGAACGGCUGGCUGAAGAACUUCAGGAACAACGGAAUCGCCGUCAUGGCUAUAUGUUAGUUAUUUCUGAACAUCGUUCAGGGAUUUUAGAUGGAGUCCUGAUCAGAGUAUGGGCUUAUACUUGA